UCCUCGCUCGGAGGAAAGUCCGGCUGUGCGCGCUGGCGGCGAGAUAAAGGCAGGGGCAGAGCCGGCUGGGGAGCGAGGCGGAUCUGUGCUCUCCGAGCUGGGGCGGUCCCUGGGUGCUCGCAGCCGCAGCUCUCCGGCGCGGCGCCCCUCGCUGCUGCAGCCCAGCGCCCGGCUGGAAAGUUGGGUCCCGCGGGGGAAGUUCCCGGCGGGUGCGGAGCCCGGCAGCAUGGGGCGCGCGUGUGGCUACAGGCAGGGCUGAUCCCCCUCCAACCCGCCCCGGCAGGCAUGGAGAGGCGCCCGCCCGGGGCGUGAAGGAGCCGCUGGGGGGGCUUGCAGAUGGCUCGCCCGGAGGUGGCCGCGGGAAGGGAGAGUUAACGGGGGAGCAGCCUCUUGGAGCAGCGCCCGGGACAUCCCUCCCCACCACCACCAUGGGCCCCGUGGGGUUUGCGGCCAGGACCAGUUUGCGGCUCUGCUCCGCGGCCAGCCUGCUGCUGGGAGCGCUGCUUUGCGAAGUGACAGAUUGUCGAGGGAGCUUGGACAAUAUACAGAGAUUUUCUUCUUUACCAACAUAUCUACCUGUGAGCUAUCGGAUCUUCAGUGCUGAGACUUCCUUUUUUCUUAAAGAAGCCAAUCAGGAUUUCAUGAGAAACUCCAGUUUGCAAUCCCGGGUGGAGUCCUUUUUUCCAUAUAAAGCCAAGAGGCCACCUGUAUUAAAUGCCAGCUAUGGACCUUUUUCCGUUGAACAAGCAGUGCCCCAUGACCUACUGUUAACCUCAAACUUUUUUGGAUCCACCAGCAAGUUUACUUUUAACUGGAGACUUAAAGCCUGCAUCAUGAGCGACAAAAUUUACCUAAGCAAGCCCAAAGUCCAGAUCCUGUUCUACGUUGUGGGCAGGGACUGGGAUGACUACAGUACCACGGAGAGGCUGCCUUGCCUGCGGGUGUUUGCCUUCCGCGAGACGAGGGAAGUCCGAGGCAGCUGCCGGCUGAAGGGGGAUCUGGGAUUGUGCGUGGCCGAGCUGGAACUCCUGCUGAGCUGGUUUAACCCCCCCACGGUGGUGUCCGGCCGCAAGAAAGCGACGGAUCAGUCUGAAGGGAGCCCUGUGGAACUGUACUACACCAUCCAGCCGGGGGACGAGACUGGGGAGUGCACCACUGAGGAUGUGCGGAAGGGGAAUGCCAUCCGGCCAGGGAAAGAUGGUACGGACGAGACCAUGUCCCACUUGCAGAGGAUUGGCUCUGUGAGCCUCUAUCGAGCCCCGGAGAGUUCUCAGCUGACAGAGCUGAGGCUGGACAGUAAUGUUGUCAUCUGGCUGCCAUCGAAGCCGGUCAAGCAAGGAGAAGUUGUGAAUGUCUUUGUGACUCUCGCUAACAAUUCCACGGUGGAACAGUUCGUACUGAGGGCCAAGGUGAAGAAGGGCGUGAAUAUUCUGAGCGCGAAGACAAGCGAUCCCCGGCAAUGGGACGUGAAGCAGGAGGUGGGGAAUGGUGGAAAACAUUCAACCACGACCGUUAGCUGUCAAAGGAUAGCACCAAAUUCAAGGAACAGAAGUAACAGUUUAUUCAGUGAAGUCGUGCAGAUGAACUUUGAAAUAGCCAGUUUCAGCAGUCUUUCCGGAACGCAGCCAAUCACGUGGCAGGUGGAAUACCCUCGGAAGGGGACAACGGACAUAGCCCUCUCUGAAAUCUUCAUCUGCCAGAAGGACCUGGUAGGAAUAGUUCCACUAGCAAUGGACACAGAAAUUCUGAACACCGCGAUUCUCACGGGGAAGACAGUUGCAGUGCCCAUCAAAGUGGUUUCCAUUGAGGAGAACAGCGCCGUGACGGACAUCUCUGAAUCGGUUGAAUGCAAGUCCUCUGAUGAGGAUGUUGUCAAAGUUUCUGACAGAUGUGACUAUGUGUUUGUCAAUGGCAAAGAAAUGAAAGGCCAGGUGGAUGCGAUAGUGAAUUUCACAUAUCAAUAUCUGAGCGCCCCUCUGCAAAUCACAGUCUGGGUUCCACGCCUGCCUCUUCAGAUUGAUAUUUCGGACACGGAGCUAAGCCAAAUAAAAGGCUGGAGAGUCCCCAUUGUCUCCAAUAAGAGACCCACGAGGGACAGUGAUGAUGAGGAUGAAGAUGAGCGGAAGGGAAGAGGCUGUGCGCUCCAGUACCAGCAUGCCAUGGUGCGAGUCCUUACUCAGUUUGUCGCGGAGGACUCUAGCCCUUGGAGUCAGCUGAGCUACUUGCUGGGUUCUGACUGGCAGUUUGACAUUACAGACCUGGUGAUGGAUUUUAUGAAGUUGGAGGAGCCUCACAUUGCCAGGCUACAAGAAGGAAGGAUUUUGAUUGGACAAGAAGUGGGGAUGACAACAAUCCAGGUUUUUUCUCCUCUGUCGGACUCCAUUCUGGCAGAGAAGACGGUGACGGUGCUCGAUGACAAAGUGACCAUAACAGACCUCGGGGUGCAGAUGGUGGCUGGGCUGUCGCUCUUCCUUCAGCCAAGCCCGGCAAAUAACCGAGCUAUUGUGGCUACAACCAUUGCUCAGGAGCUACUUCAUACCCCUAAACAGGAAGCCAUAGUAAGCAUCUGGAUCCAGUUCAGUGACAACUCAGUUACUCCGUUAGACAUUUAUGACCCCAAGGACUUCUCCCUUUCUGCCAUGUCGCUGGACAAAUCUGUUGUCUCAACCCAUCAGAGCACUGCCUGGAAAUGGCCGGUCGUGGCAGCAGAAGGUGAAGGGCAGGGCACAUUGAUCAAAGUAGACAUGAUGAUCUCUGAAGCCUGCCAGAAGUCCAAGAGGAAAAGCAUCUUGGCCACAGGCAACAGCAACAUCAAAGUGAAGUUCGGCCAAAAUGAUGCCAACUCCAACACCGGCGGAGAUUAUGAUGCCGAUGAGAUUGAAAACCAUGCGAGCGACCGGCGGCAAAAGGUGUCAGAUCAAGAGCGGUACGGGCAAGAUGGGCGAUACUAUGGGAGCUCUUCGGCAGAGCGAGAGGAAAGUACCGUCAGAAAAGUCAGUACCACUGCAAAGUCAAUGCUCAAAAACAAAGUCUUGAAAAACAAUAGGCUGGAUGGAAGCAAACUCUCGGAUGAUGGCCAGCUGCAGAACAUUCCCAUAGAUUUCACCAACUUCCCUGCUCAAGUAGACCUCCCGAAAAGCAAUGGGGGCAUGGAGGAGAAUGACCUAGUGCAGACGCCCAGAGGCCUUAGUGAUUUGGAAAUUGGGAUGUACGCUCUGCUGGGGGUCUUCUGCCUGGCAAUUCUUGUCUUCCUAAUAAACUGUGCAACGUUUGCAUUGAAAUACCGGCACAAGCAGGUUCCAGUGGAAGGGCAAGCCACCAUGACCCACUCCCACGACUGGGUCUGGCUCGGAAAUGAGGCGGAGCUGCUGGAGAAUACAGCCGACGUGUCACCUCAGCAGGACGAGCACACCACUAUUAUAGACCGAGGGAUGGGCCAUGAGGAAAGCAACCACCUCCUCAAUGGUGGCACUCAAAAGAACAUUCAGAGCCAGAUCCAUAGGUCUGCUGACUCAGGGGGGAAGCCAGGGAAAGAGCAGAAAACGGAACCUUUGCAUUCCCCCACAUCCAAACGAAAGCGGGUAAAAUUCACAACCUUCACCACCAUCCCACCCGAUGAUGGUUGUCCCACCGUCAACUCUAUCCUAAGUAGCAAUGAUGACGAUAUUAAAUGGGUGUGCCAGGAUAUGGACCUCGGGGACUCCAAAGAGAUAAAAAACUACAUGGAGAAGUUCAAAGACAAAGUGUAGCUCCUGUCUGGUUUUCUGGGUUUAACCACACCUUGAUGCCUUCAGUUCUACAGUAUAUAUUGGGAGGCACUGAAAAGAGGAGAAGGAGGGGAUCAGUAGGGGGAAAAAAUCGACAACAAGAAGAAGGCAGUUUCUGUAAUCAGGGAAAGAAAUUUGUCAAACUGUCCAUGGCUUUGGGUUUGUUCGUUUGUUUGUUUCUCUCCAACAGCUGCUCGUUGAUUUGGGCAGUCAAUGGAAUGCAAAUCGCAAAAGGGAGUAAGGAAACAGAUUAACCAAUACGAUGAACUGGGCACGGUGAGGUUGUGAAAUUUAUCUGAUGGGUCAAAAUAAUAACAACAAUAUUACAGACAAGGUACCAAAAAAAUUUGUUUAAAAAAAAAAA
Messenger RNA from Trachemys scripta elegans, 4131 nucleotides. RefSeq names its product transmembrane protein 132C (gene TMEM132C). The record is from RefSeq and is a predicted model, not a curated record. NCBI's taxonomy places the organism in Eukaryota, Metazoa, Chordata, Testudines, Emydidae. The coding region runs from base 429 to 3749 and encodes 1106 amino acids. The transcript has 9 exons.